Molecule: messenger RNA, 1757 nt
Organism: Toxorhynchites rutilus septentrionalis
Lineage: Eukaryota; Metazoa; Arthropoda; Insecta; Diptera; Culicidae
Product: DAP3-binding cell death enhancer 1-like
Exons: 3
Coding region: 120-1433 (437 amino acids)
Molecular function (GO): protein binding
Source: RefSeq, a predicted model, not a curated record
GCAUUCUCCAGCAACAACAAAAAAUAUCCGAAGAACGCAAAUGGUCGCAACACAGGUUCGCCACUGUUUUGCUCGGUACUAAAAUUUUAUUCGAAAGUUAUCGGUGAAACAGCGAGUAAAUGUGGAAAUAUGUUUCCCGUCGUAUCCGAGAUGUAUGCGACAGAACUUAUAACGUACUAGACACUCGCCGGCCGUGGCAGUGCGGCGGUGAGCGUUUCUGCGCGGAUAGCAACCCUUCAGAGGAUCAUCAGACGCAGAAAAAGCGGGAGAGAAAUUUUUGCCAGAGAGAUGGAAGUGUCCCGGGCGCCACUUUCUGCCUGCUGAAUGUGGUCAAGAAAAAUAGAAGCAUUGGCGGAGCGAAGCCGUGGAAUGAUAAUACCGGGUCUAACAAUUCCGAGCAUGAAGGUUUUCGUCGGAAGGAAUUUUGCCCAUUUCAGCAUAGCUGGGUUGGAGCAAUUACUUGGACUAGUGCCAUCAUUUGCGGUUGGUAUACAAGUCAACUGAUAUGUCUGUAUCGCCGUAAUUGCAAAUGGGAGGGGCCCAAGUGUCUCCCAUAUUUGAUUUCAUCUGUCCACAAAAUACCUUACGACUUGCAAAAUUCGGACUUUUUUAAAUGCCCUUUUCCGGAGUCACCUGUCCCUCCAGUGGCUGAAGAAAACCCACGGAAGAAGGCCACAUUCUUCGGAAUAGCUGUACCAUAUGCAAAUGUGAACAAGCUUUCUGAAUUGGAUUUCAAUGAAUUUUCUGUGGUGCAUACGAACUUCUUGAUACAAGUUAAUAACGAAGGACACCAGGGGAACAAAGAGUCGGGCGAUAGAUUGUCACGGGUUUCCGAGAAACAUCCAAACAAUGAGCCAAAAUUACAGCCACCUACUAUUGAGUCCGCCAUGGAGAAUCUGGUCUCCGUUAUCGGCGAGAUCGAGUACCAGCUUGGAUUGCAGAAUCUGGAAACGGGCGAUUAUCCCACAGCAGUUUCCCACCUAAAAAUGGGAACCAGCCAUCAUCACGCGGGAGCAGCAUUCAACCUUGGAAUAUGCUACGAGCAAGGUUUUGGGGUGAAGAAAAACCCUCGAAUGGCAAUAGAGUGCUAUCAUAUGGCAUCUACUCUCGGUCACGCUCAAGCCAUGUAUAAUCUUGGUGUGUAUUAUGCAAGGGGCCUUGGCGGUCUUCGUCGCAGUCGGACGAUUGCGAAGAAAUAUUUUAUGGCAGCCGCUGAUUUGGGUCUGGAGGAAGCCGUCGCCGCCCUCGGACCGAAGUACAGAGCCAGACGAGAGUCUGAGUCAACUAGUUCAUCUGCAAGCUCAUCUCCCAGUGCUGAUAAGUUUGGGUAUGGUUAUGGAUAUGAUAAUCAUGAUCAGUAUGGAUUUGAUGGAUACAAAUCGUCCGAUCAAUUUGAGCAGAUAAAAAUUCGAAUGGUUUCAGCGAUCGGUUGAUCAAUGACAUUUUCAUAUCCACAACAUUUUUUUUUCUGCAGAUGACAAGUUUUGUUUGUUUGAAGAUAUACUAUGAAUAUUUACUUACAUGUAUUAUUUUUCCUAUAUGGGGUUUGGAUAAUGCCACUAGGGCGAAAAACUACAUUAAACAUAACCAUCAUCUAUUGUUUGAAAUUAUUAUUUAUUCUUUAUUUUUGAGACUUUCAGCCUCCUGGGCUGGUUCGUCUCAGCUAUUGUUUGAAAACGAAAAGCCGUGUGGUGGACUUCGUAUUGAGAUGCAAAAUAAAUACCCAUGCUGUAGGAACCGAACCGUGCGCAAGGCUA